This is a messenger RNA of Salvelinus namaycush (lake trout), 1245 nucleotides long. RefSeq names its product band 4.1-like protein 3. The transcript is spliced from 10 exons. The coding region runs from base 1 to 1245 and encodes 414 amino acids. Gene Ontology annotation, cellular component: plasma membrane; cytoskeleton. Gene Ontology annotation, molecular function: cytoskeletal protein binding. The record is from RefSeq and is a predicted model, not a curated record. NCBI's taxonomy places the organism in Eukaryota, Metazoa, Chordata, Actinopteri, Salmoniformes, Salmonidae.
AUGACGAAACGGGAGAGAGGCCAUGUGUUAUUUGACAAAGUGUGUGAGCAGCUCAACCUCCUGGAAAAGGACUACUUUGGCAUCACAUUCCGGGACAUCGAAAACCAAAAGAACUGGUUAGACCAAUCCAAGGAGAUGAAGAAACAGAUCAGAGGAGCCGCCUGGAACUUUUCAUUCAAUGUGAAGUUCUACCCUCCAGACCCUGCCCAGCUGUCUGAGGAUAUUACAAGAUAUUACCUGUGCCUCCAGUUGAGGGAUGACGUGGUGUCUGGGCGUCUGCCAUGCUCUUUCGCCACCCACACGGUGCUGGGAUCCUACACGGUUCAAUCAGAGUUGGGGGACUACGAUCUCGAGGAGUCUGGGACGGACUACGUCAGCGAGUUCCGCUUCGCCCCCAACCAGACCAAGGAGCUGGAGGAGAAGGUCAUGGACCUGCACAAAAACUACAAAGGAAUGACGCCAGCUGACGCUGAGAUGCACUUCCUGGAAAACGUGAAGAAGCUUUCCAUGUACGGAGUUGACCUGCACCAUGCCAAGGAUUCUGAGGGUGUUGAGAUCAUGUUGGGCGUGUGCUCUAGCGGUCUUCUGAUCUACCGUGACCGCCUGCGCAUCAACAGGUUCGCCUGGCCCAAGGUCCUCAAGAUCUCCUAUAAAAGGAAUAAUUUCUACAUCAAAAUACGCCCCGGAGAGUUUGAGCAGUUUGAAAGCACCAUCGGGUUCAAGCUCCCCAACCAUAGGGCGGCCAAGAGACUAUGGAAAGUCUGCGUGGAGCACCACACCUUUUUCAGGUUGGUGUCUCCAGAAACUCCCCCCAAGAAGUUCCUAAACCUGGGCUCUAAGUUCCGAUACAGCGGGAGAACCCAGGCCCAGACGCGACGAGCCAGCUCCCAGAUCGUCCGUCCGGCACCCCGCUUCGAGCGCUCCACCAGCAAGCGCUACAUCAUGUCGCGCAGCCUGGACGGAGAGAUGGGCUCGGACCUAUACGGAAGGGCGAAGGGCAUCGCCAUGAGCGACCUCAUCACCACCGUGACACCGGAGAAAAAGGUGGAGGAGAGGAAGGCGGAGGAAGAGGUGGAAGUAGAGGUGGAAGUGGAGGUGGAAGUGGAGGUGGAAGUGGAGGUGGAAGUAGAGGUGGAAGUAGAGGUGGAGGUGGAGGAGGUGGAGGAGGAGGAUGAGACCACGAAAGCCACCGAGAUCUCUCUACCAAGUCCAACCUCUCCCAUUCGACACGACACCAAGGUAUAG